AUGGGCGGCUCCCAGCUUGCACAGCUCAAGGCUGCCCUGCGACAGUCAGGCCUGCAGCGCAACAACUCGACGGGCAGCAACAAGAAGCGAAAGACGUCGUCAGCCGCUGAAAGCAAGCGGACAGAUCUAGAGUACAGAAAUCGUAAACUUGCCGAGAUCGGCUCGGAGCUCAAUCAGUUUGACGUCAAAGUCACCAAGCAGAAGCAUGAGGUUUUGGGCAGAAAGAUCAAAGGCGCACUCGGUCGCCCUGCCGUCUCUCGUCAAGUCGGCAUUGAGAACAGGAAGAAGACGCUCCUGCCAGAGCUACAGAGUCGCGGCAGAGCAGGCACCGUCAUUGAUCGUCGGUUUGGCGAGGAUAAUCCUCAUCUGACGCCAGAAGAGAAGGCCAUGGAGCGAUUCAAGCUCGAAUCGCAACGACGGGCCGAGCGAUCGGGUCGUGGCUCCGGCUUCAACAUCGAGGAGGAAGACGAUUCGCUCACUCAUUAUGGUCAAUCGCUCUCUACUGCUUUUGCCGACGAGCAAGGCCUGCCUCCCGCGGGAGAGGAGGAUCAAGACCGUCGCAAGACAAAAGCAGAAGUCAUGCAGGAAGUCAUCGCCAAAAGUAAGAUGUACAAGAGCGAACGGCAAGCUGCAAAGGAAGACGAUGACGAUGCUAGGAUCGAGCUCGACGGGCAACUAGACGACCUCAGAGGCUUACUUGGCCUGACAAAGCGCGCACCUCCCGACAGUGCUGCAGAAGCGACCCUGCCUGAUGGAUCGGACGAAGAUGAGGACGAGUCCGAUACGGCUUCGUCUGUGGCAGAGGAUGAGAUCGAAGGGAGUCAGCUAAAGUCCAGCAGCGACACGAUUGACGAGCUCAAGCGACUGCUCAAUCUUGACGCAUCGGACGAAGACGAGCGGCCGCUGAUCAAGAACACGACAGGAACAUCCUCAAAUGCAGUACCCAUCAGUAAAAAGCGCAAGCACGGCGAUGACGAGGACGAAUAUGACCGUUACGUUCGUGAGCUAGCGUUUGAAAAGAGGGCAAAGCCUUCGAAUCGCCUCAAGACCGAAGAAGAGAAAGCGUUGGAAGCAAAAGAAGCGCUCGAGAAGGCUGAAGCAGCCCGACUCAGACGUAUGCAAGGCUUGCCUGAUAUCGACCAGCAAUCCGGUGGAGCGUCAACGAAACGUGCACCUCAAGCGGACGAUUUGUCCGACGACGAUGACUUUGGACUGGGGCACGGUCUUGCUUCGGCGCACGCGGCCAUCGACGAAGGGGAGACAGCUCAUCCAAUUACCGGCAAGGACGCGUUCGACCCGGAGAGCGCAAGCGAUGAUGACUCAGCUAGUCGACAGGACGAAGGCUUGAGCAUCGACGGUUUGCUCUCUGAUGACGAGUUUGCCCGGGAGGAAGGUCCAGAAGCUGCAUUAGUUGCUACCAAAUCGCCUAGCGAAAGGAUCUUGCAGGUGUCCUCGUCGGAUGCGCAGAGAGUACCGUUCAGCUUCGAACUGCCGGCAUCUCACGACGAGCUCAUGGAGAUCAUCGAGGAUCCGUCAGCAGAAGAGAUCGAUCUUGUCGCCUCGCGGGCGAGGACAUUGUACCAUCCCAGUCUGAACAAAGACAACCCGCUCAGGUUGCAAGUCUUCUUAGGCGUACUCAUCGACCACGUGCUAUAUUCGGCAGCACGGGAACCCCCAGACUAUGCUUCAAUCGAUAUCCUGACGCCUCAUAUCGCUGCGCUUUGCAAAGCAUACGCUCAAACGGGCGCUUCGUUCUUCAUCAGCAAGCUCGCUCUCAUGCAAAAGAACCUCGUCCGAGGACUGCAAACAGGACCGCUCGUGCUCAGCGCAAAAACUUGGCCUGGCUCCGCUGAGUUGACUUUGCUCCGUUUAAUUGCUGCAAUCUGGUCGACGUCAGAUCUGAGUCAUCCGGUUGGCGCGCCUGCACUGCUCUAUAUCUGUCAAGUCCUGUCGCAAUGCCGCGUCAGAUCUAUCAAAGAUCUCGCGAUGGGUCUCGCACUUAGCUGCACUGCUCUCCAGUACGAGAGCUUCUCAAAGCGUGUUAUCCCAGAAGUAGUCAACUUCCUGCUAUACGCUCUCGCCAUCCUCUCACCGGCCGCAUACUCUCAGCUCAGUGUUCCAGGCAGUUUUCCUGCUCUCGAUAUAGACAGUCUAAACGUCAAAGCGCUCGCGGUACCCUCUACUGGCCUGCCGGAGCGUCUCAGCGACGGUCUAGAUGCAUCACGCCUCCUGCAGUCAAGUUGCAAAUUCACUGUCCGAGAUCAAACAGACCUUCUGGCAAGCGUCAGCAGUGUCAUCGUAAGCUGUAUGCUGCAAUGUGUCGACAAUCCGGCUUUCGUGGAACUCUUCGGAUCAGCACAAGCUUUGCUCGAGCAGGCUGCCGCCGAGCUGCCAUCAGGCGCUCUGAAGACUCGCGUCGAGGAGUCAUCAAGUGCAGUGGGACGGAUGCUGAAGCACGCUGCAGCCGAUCGCAGGCCAUUGCGGUUGCAAAGCCACAAGCCCAUACCGAUACCGUCACACAUACCAAAAUUCGAAGAGGGUGGCGGGGGCACUCGUGCGUUCGACCCCGACUCUGCCCGAGCGGCAGAGAGCAAGUUCAAGGCGUUGUACAAGAAAGAACGCAAGGGCGCCAUCCGCGAGCUGCGCAAGGACAAUCGCUUCAUUGCCGGGGAGAAAGCAAAAAUCAAAGCGUCAAAAGACGACGCUUAUCGCUCAAAGAUUGCCAAAAUUACAGCUGGAUUGCAAGACGAGAGAGCGGAGGAGAAAGCCUUCGAGAGGACGAAGAAGCGCGAGAAGCGCCGGGACAAGGCACGCCAAUAG
Molecule: messenger RNA, 2820 nt
Organism: Mixia osmundae IAM 14324
Lineage: Eukaryota; Fungi; Basidiomycota; Mixiomycetes; Mixiales; Mixiaceae
Exons: 6
Coding region: 1-2820 (939 amino acids)
Biological process (GO): maturation of SSU-rRNA
Cellular component (GO): nucleolus; small-subunit processome; Noc4p-Nop14p complex
Source: RefSeq, a predicted model, not a curated record